GCGGCGGUUGGAAAUUUGAAUUUGAGGGCAGGAAAAAAAACGGCGGAGACUCGAGACCCGCGAAUAAGAGAGAGAGAGAGAGACCGACACCGGCGGUAAGAGAGAGAGAGACACCGGGGAUAACAGCGAGAGAGACACCGGGGAUAAGAGAGAGAGAGAGACACCGACCCUGACACCGGGGGUAAAGAGAGACCGACCGACCACCGGGCCUGCGACCCUGCGACCCGCACUGCCCUGACACCGGGGCGGGGGGGAAGGUGAAGGCGAAGAUGAUUCAAAGGCGAUCUGUCAAGGCCUCUUCCUCGGAGAACGAGGGGCCACAACAAUUUCACACUCCAACCAAGAUGUCCGAUCCCCGGCAGCCGCUGCGGGACAUGUUGCUCCAGAACAGUGUCCAGCGGGGGCUGAAGAAGUUGGAUGUGGACCGGCUUUCCAUGAAUGUGAAUGUCACAGGUCUAACGCCGAUGCUCAACAAACUUCACUUACAGAGCGAGAUUCCAAGCUCCCCAACCCUUGUUUAUGAAGAUGUCUUUGGAGAAGAGCUGCUCAAAAGUGCUGCUCGGGCAAGAGGGCUGACUCCACUUGUGGCUCGUGGAGUCCUUAAAUCCCGGGCUCCUGUGAGACCCAUAAGGCCAGAGACUCCAUCACUAAUCCGAGAAUCUCUGAACAACUCCUCUGUGCCAUCUGUGUGUGCACCAUCUGCCGAUACUGGCAACGCUGUUCAGCCAGAAGAUUCAAUGCUGGAGACUGAAGUGGAAGUUGAGACUGUCCCUGGACAGGAUAAACUGGACAAGCGAGAUAGACUCCCAGUGAUGUUCAAGUCUCCAAGUCCCUGUGUGGCUGUGGCUAUUCCUGCUAGCCCACAGCCUGACCGACGGAUGGACACACCUCAGCAGCCUUGUCCUGAGGCUCUUGCUGAUGUAUGUUCAGGCUCCGUUCCUCAAAUGGACACCAACCGAGAUGAGGAUCAACUUGUGAAAACCCAAACGGCAGCAGUUUCCUUCCCCCAGCCAGUGGUCGAAAGUCUUGAAAACCUAAACGGGGCGGUCACUGCCAACUCUGCCGUGAAGUCCCCAGAAGUGCACGUGAGUCCUAUACCCAGGAUGGAUAUGGAGAGGGAGACUUUCUCUACAAAGGCGGUCGAGAGGCCUGAAAGUUCCCCUGGAAUCUCGGAGGCUUUAGGCUGUACAUUGGUUACAAGCCCCAGUCCCAGUGUGGAAGUCCAGCGAGGCAUUGGAGAGAAUUGUGACAUGAACAUUAGCAUUGAGACAUUGCCAGUGCUGCGCAGUCCAUCAUUCUCCGUUGAGACAGAGGCUGGAGAGGUGGCUCUGAGCCCACAGCCCAGGGUGGACAUUGAAAGCAGCACAAGCACCCCAAUCCUGAGCCCUCGGGUUGUGGAAAUACUGUGUGCAUUUCAGACUGUGCCAGAGGCGAUCCACAACCUCAUUCCUGGACCUCAGAUAGAGGAGGAGGGAAGACCUGAUGUGGAGGUGGGCACGAGCCCUCUCCCUGGGCCGGGUAUGGAGAUGACUAACCUGGUAGAUGAUGUCAGUGAGGUGGUGACUAGCCCAGUAACUGAUGCCAGUGAAGAGGUGACUAACGUGUUAGAUGAUGUGAUUGAGGAGGUGAUUAACCUGGUAACUGACGCUAUUGAGGAGAUGACUAGCCCAGAAGCUGAUGCCAGUGAGGUGACCAACCAGCUAGAUUAUAGUGAGGAGGUGACGAUCCCGGUAACUGGCAUUAGUGUUGAAAAUACAGACUGCUUCUCUGAGCCAGGUGAGGAGCUCACUGGCCUUCUGCCUGGGUCCAGUGAUGAGGAGGUCACUAGGCAACUUCCUGAAGCCAAUGCUAAGAAGGACGUGAGCUUUUUACCCGAUACAGGUGUGGAGGUGGGCACGAGCCCUCUCACUGGGCCGGGUAUGGAGAUGACUAACCUGGUAGAUGAUGUCAGUGAGGAGGUGACUAGCCCAGUAACUGAUGCCAGUGAAGAGGUGACUAACGUGUUAGAUGAUGUGAUUGAGGAGGUGAUUAACCUGGUAACUGACGCCAUUGAGGAGAUGACUAGCCCAGUAGCUGAUGCCAGUGAGGAGGUGACCAACCAGCUAGAUUAUAGUGAGGAGGUGACGAUCCCGGUAACUGGCAUUAGUGUUGAAAAUACAGACGGCUUCUCUGAGCCAGGUGAGGAGCUCACUGGCCUUCUGCCUGGGACCAGUGUUGAGGAGGUCACUAGGGAACUUCCUGAGGCCAAUGCUAAGAAGGAUGUGAGCUUUUUACCCGAUACAGGUGUGGAGGUGGGCACGAGCCCUAUGCAACCUAUGCCAACUUGUGCCCUGAUGUGCAUGGUCCACACCAAGGGCUUCCAUACGCCUACCCCAAUGGACGCCAUGGCUGGUUGGAGACUGUUGGGAACAGAAGUCAUCCGUAAUCGCGUCUGCAUUCGGGAAGUGAGCACGGCCAUCACCCCCAUUGGAACACAGUGUGCAGAGAGCAGCAUGACCCCGCUGAGCCUUGCCGACAAGAGCAUCAACACCUCACUGCAGGAGGAGGUCAGGCAAAGCCAAGUGGUGGACAGUGCCACGCUCACAGACUCGCUCCUGUGGAAUAUUUCCCGCAAAGAUCUGGACUCGGUUCCUCGGGAGGUAUUGGAGCGCCGCUUGGAGACUGCGCUGCUCAUGAAUGAUGUGCUGUGCAGCCAGCUGAACGACCUGGCCAAGAGCAAGGGAGUGGGUCUUCAUGUCGGGCCUGCUGAUCUGAGGGAGAUUUUCACCCAGACUGACAGCACACAGGCCCCAGAGGUUGAACAGCAGUACCGUGAUCUCUAUCUCCGCACACUCGGGCGCAUGCAGGACCUGGAGAUGAGCCUGGAACAGUAUCAGCAGCUUCAGAACUUCAUCUGCCAGAAUCGCGAGGAACAAAAUCGGGCAGUGCAAGAGGUUGAGGAAACCUCUGGGUACAUGGCCAGUGCUUAUGAGGAAGUGAAGAAGGAACGAGUCAAAUUGAGGCAGCAGACCCAGGAGAUGAAGCAGUUGCUGAAGAGCAGCACGGAGGUCCUGUACACCAUGAGGGAACGCACUCGCUGUGCCUUCCAAGAGCAUGCUCAGAUGAAGCGGAACAUGGAGAAUGCACUGACAGAGAAGGAAGCAGUGGAUCAGUGUUGCAGACUGCUCUCUGGGAGUUCUGCCGACCGGAUCGCUCGGCUAGAGUUGGACCUGGUCACCUGGAAAGAGCUGUGCGCGUCGCUACAGAAAGCUGGUGCUGAGCAGGGCGCUUGGUGCGAGGAGUUUGAGAGCACAAUGGACUGUGUGGGGACAACACAUCACCGGGUAGUGGAGAAUCAGCAGAAGCUACGGCUGCAGCUGAAAGAAGCAGGAGACCUGGCUCAUCACAGCUUGGCUCAGCUCCAAGCACUGAAUAGAAGAGCCCAGGCUGCCCUGGAGGAGCAAGCGGCGCUGAGGAGUCAAGCAGAAGAAACUGAGUACCAACGUGAUACUGUACAACAGAAGCUGGAUCACACUGCGAAAGAGCUCGGGAAUGCGCAGGAGCAACUUCUUUGGCUGAGCUCUGAGAAACUCCAGCUCCAAUCUGAAUUGCAGACCAGGAGUGACCAGCUGACUGAGCUGGGGGUAGAGAGGGACAAGCUGAUGAAUGGCAACGCCAAGUACUUUGUGGAAGUGGCAACAACCGAGGCCUCGCUCAAACUGCUUGAGGUCACUUUAGCCGAGAUGACAGAAAAGUUGCAGGCUUCUGAGGCACACAACAAAGAGCUUGAGGACACUAUAAAGGAGAACACACAAAGCUGGGAGCAAACUCUGAGCAGCCUGAAGCAGGAAAAGGAAUCCGGGGAACGCCUUGUCUUGGAGUACCAAGAGCAGCUGGCGCUCUUCGGGGAGACGCUGAGAGAGAGCCAGAAGAAGCUGUACGAGCUCUCUGAGGUGCAGGCACAGUUCACCAUCCUCUCCGAAAAUACUGAGUUUAUGGAGCAGGAGGUGAAGCUAUCGCACGAGCAGCUGAAGGAAACAGAAGCGAAUCUGAGGUCUCAGGUGGAUUUGCUGCACAGCCGGGAACUGGAGUGUAAGGAACUGCGGACUGAACAGAACAGCCUGCGAUUGAAGUUGGAGACGGUCAAGCAAAACGCAAGGCUGAUGUGCCAGGCCCUGAUGCAGGUUUCGGCUCUGAAAGACCGGGUGCAAGCUUUCACCCAAGCCACCGAGGCUGCUUUGCAGAGUCAACAGAGUCAAUCAGGAGCAGCACAUGACCAAUCGAACCUGGUGAACUUGUCACUUGUUUGUGAAGUUCUUCAGGCAGCAGCAAAGAGACCAGACCCUGAGGAGAAUGAACCCAAUAAAGACCAUGAAAGAGAUGCCUCUUGUAGCUUUAAAAGCCAUAAGAGUGUGUUUGCUCCCAUUGAGCCAGCCACGCCACUGAAACUGGACAAUGUGGACACUUGGCUGCGGAGAGUGGAAGACCUGGGGGAGGCUGUGUCAGAUCUCCUCGAUGUAGCCUCGCGUAGAGAGAGAGGGUACCACCAACAGGCACAAAAACUGCUACAGGAAAUCGCUGAUAUGAAGGCCCAGAGAAAGGCCAUGCUCUUGAAUUGCGAUACUCUGACGGACAAGCUCACAGACCUGAAGAUCCAAAACAAGAGGCUGAGCCAAGACCUGGAGAGACAGGAUAAGACUAACCAAAAUCUGGAGAAAACUAUAGCAUCUCAGGACGACAACAUCCUUUAUCUCCAUAAGCAAAUGGAAACCAACUUCAAGGAGCACGGGGUGGUUCUGGCCUUGCAGGACGAGGUGAUGGAGCUGAAGCGCUCGCUCCAACGUGCUCAGGUCGAGACGGACACAUUCCGUGAGGAGAUGAUCAAACUCCGAGAGUCCGGGUCAGCUGCAGACAUCGACUGGCUGCAAGAGAAAGUGGAGCUUCGGCAUCAGGUGAGAAAGCUGAGAGACCGAGUCCUGCAAUACGAGAACACUGUCCAGCAGAUGAGCAGACACAGGAACACCCUAGAGGAGAAUAGUCGGAAGGGGGAGAGAGAAUUGGCUAUCCUGGACAACCUCAUUGAGAACAUCAGAACGACUCUCCUGUCGAUUCCUCACACCGUGGCUGGCUCUCAGGAGCUGAAGAGCCUCCUGCACUUGCUGGGAGAAGACUAGAGUGAACGAUGUGUGAAUGGGUAUAACUUUGGGGGCUGCUUUGUUAACUACUCUGGGUCCAUUGGUUACUAUUGAAUGGUCUAUGUUCAAGAGCAAGGCUGCUCACUGGAUUAGGUGUUGGGUCAGGGGCCUGCCCGCUACGUUUCUUGUGGAGGUGGGU
Molecule: messenger RNA, 5313 nt
Organism: Callorhinchus milii (elephant shark)
Lineage: Eukaryota; Metazoa; Chordata; Chondrichthyes; Chimaeriformes; Callorhinchidae
Gene: spag5
Product: sperm associated antigen 5
Exons: 26
Coding region: 270-5153 (1627 amino acids)
Biological process (GO): regulation of attachment of spindle microtubules to kinetochore; cell division
Source: RefSeq, a predicted model, not a curated record